UUGCCUAAAAAGUACACACAAUUAGUCCAUUUUCUUUCUUCCACUUAAGCACUUCCCUGCACUUGACAAAAUCCUCUGUAAAUUGUACUCUGUUAAUGGCUGAUUUUGCGUGUUUUUAGCUCGUUUUUCAAAUUAUAAUUUGCUGAAAGAAAACGACAGUUAUUCAGUUGUAGUUUUGAAGACAAAGAUGCUGGACGGGAUUCUUGGCAGAGGAUUUACAUCAAAAUGUAAAUCGUUGAUUAAAACGACGAAGAGUCGGAUCGACGUUUUGAGGAGAAAGAGAAAUGCUACUUUGAAGUUUUUGAAGAAAGAUAUAGCUGAUCUGCUAGCUAAUGGACUCGACAUUAAUGCUUAUGGCAGAGCGGACGGACUAUUAGCUGAAUUGACACUGUCGUCUUGCUAUGAGUUUGUUGAGAAAUCUGGUGAUUUUGUGUUGAAGCAUCUCUCUGUUAUGCAGAAGAUGAGGCACUGCCCUGAGGACUGUAGGGAGGCUGUGUCGUCCUUAAUGUUUGCGGCUGCGAGGUUUUCUGAUUUACCAGAGUUGCGUGACCUUAGGGAUGUGUUUUAUGAGAGAUAUGGGAGCUCUGUGGAGCUGUUUGCGAAUCAAGAGUUUGUUGAGAAUUUAUCUUCAAAGCCAUCUACAACAGAGAAGAAAGUUAAACUAAUGCGUGAUAUAGCAUCAGAGUUUGGAAUUGCAUGGGACUCCAGGGCUUUUGAACAGAGGACAAGUAAAGAUACUAAAACCCCUGCCUCUGCACAGAAUCACCCUCAAGUCCAUGGUUCUCCACAUGCUCAUCAUGAUAAGUACAAGAUAAUCAAUGGCAAUGGCAAUGGCAACAUUCCAAAAGUUACAAAUGGUGUUUUGCCUAAAGAAAGGCCUGAGCAUGCUAAUAAUGGGUAUAGAUUGCUCAAUGAAAAAGAAAGCAAUGUCUCAAGAAGAGAUGGUUUUGAUUCUAAAUACAGAUAUGAAGUCCCUGGAAAUGGAUACAAACCAGUGAACAUAAAGGGAGAACCCAUUCUGAACAAGGACACACAUGAUAGUUUGCAUAAAGGAAGGCAUGAAGUUGCAAUAGAGAAGCAUGAACCAUGGAAGGAGGAUACUCCCUUGGAAACUCUUAGAAAUGGGCUCAAUUUUCAAUCAGGAUAUGGAGUUCCCAUUAAUAAAUACAAGUCGUCUGGUGUUAGGGAAGAAUCCAUUCCGAAAAGAGACACCAAUAAUAGUUUGUUUGAAGGAAGGCAAGAAAUUGCGGUGGACAAGAAUGCACCAUGGAAGGAAGAUACAUCACUGAAAACUGUUAGAUUAGGCAGUUCAUCUCAGAGGCAUAGAAUAGAAAGUGUUGACCGUGGAUCCCAUCUGCGCGAUGGUAGGGGGAAUACUGUACCUAAAACAGAUGACCUGGAAUCUUCAAGUCACGGGAAGGUAGAAAUCGCUUCUAGUUUUGCAGGAUUAAGUUCAAAGGGUGAUGGAAGAGAUUCGGCUGUGGGUAAUCAUUACGAUGACCAGUACAAUGCUACAAAUUCAGCAAGAGAAGUCCAGGAGGAAGCACAUAAGUUGAAUUCCUACUAUAACAAUGUCAUCCCUCCUCCUUAUACUAAACCUAAUUCUAGAUUGAAGGAUCCGCUAAGGGACAACAGAGCUGAUGCUGGUAUCAAGUCAGAGAAAAUCAUACAAGAAGUAUAUCAUCUCGAUCAUGAGAGGCAUAAUACUGUUGGAUCCAUGAGAGCAAAUUGUCAUGAGCAUGAGAAUGAUUUUAAGCAUAAGGAUGAUGGAAUUAAUACUGUGAUUCCAAAGCCAAGAUCUUCAAGGCGAAGGCAUGCGAAAUCACAUAGCAGCCGCAAUGAUGUCGGAAAUCUUGAAGACCUAGGAGGAACUGUCAAAAGAAGAUCAAGGAGCAAAAGAAGGGAUGACUCAAGACGAGGUCUCCAAGUCUUGCUUGACGACGAUCACCAUCGGAAUGAUGAAGAGGAAAGGAUGAUUGAUAACCUUUUAAUGCACUAUAGCAGUAAACCAACAUCCUUCGAACCUGAAAAUCUCAGAAGAAAACCCAGAAGUCGCCAUGUACAGCAUGAAGGCAUUGAGCACAAGUCCUCUCGGAACAUCAGCCAAGAUAAACAUGAAGAGGUCUCGGAAAUGCUCCCGCCGCCCCGAUCAAUAUCCCUCCCACGUGAACAAACAACUCAAUCUGAAGCAACAAAAGUGUUCGCUCGUGCUGCUUCCUUUCAACCCGAGAGGUCAACCCCAGCUAAACACGUGCAUCCCAAGUUACCUGAUUAUGACGAUUUGGCUGCUCGGUUUGCCGCCUUCAAAGGAAGGUAAAUCCAGCCAAAAUCAGCAUGCAUCUUAUUAAUCACCACAGUGCACUCACUUUUAUGUCAUAAAUGGCUGAAGUACAUGUUUUGGCCCCGCAAUCAAAUGCAAUUCAACAGUAAAUAUGAACAUAUAGCCUGUGUUGUUGGCAUUAAUACACUGUAGACUCAAUUUCGAACCCGUAGAUUCUAAAAUUUGUAACGUGGAUAUUAGAUGUUAACGUUCAUACUUGUCUGUUGAUUUGAUACAACUUGAGUUGAGAUAAAAGAUUUGAUUAUACUA
Messenger RNA from Mercurialis annua (annual mercury), 2590 nucleotides. RefSeq lists its product as uncharacterized. Bases 188 to 2317 code for a protein of 709 amino acids. Gene Ontology annotation, biological process: protein transport. The record is from RefSeq and is a predicted model, not a curated record. The transcript has 6 exons. Lineage: Eukaryota; Viridiplantae; Streptophyta; Magnoliopsida; Malpighiales; Euphorbiaceae.